AUGGCCCAUAUAGUCAGUUGCAUGCUUGAUGCCGAUGGAGCUCUUGAAGGCUAUAUAGCAAAGCAGCAGACCUCUACUGAUUCUUUGACAUCCAUUACAUCAUCUAAAAGCUCACCUGAAGAGAGGAAGCCGUAUCAUUGGAGGAUGCAGCACUCAGAGUCAAGAAAAUAUCAGCUGUUCCCCAGGGAGAAGCAGCUGCCUCCGGUGACCGCUGGCAAACAACUUGAUCCCGAGCAAGCUUUCGCAGCAGCAAUGGCUCAGUCUACCGACAAAUCGGAGAAGACGGAGAAGUCAAGUCUACGGCUCAGGAUCAAGGAACACAAUCUCACACGCCGUAGAAAAGUCAGUGUGCCCGAGUUAGGCCCCAUGACUACAGUACAGGAGGUUCCCAUGGACUCUCCAACCAUUCCAGGUCGUCCAGCAUUACACGAACGAUCUAUCAGCUCGCCUGUCAAUACUUGGCGUCGCCAUAGACCAUCCGAGUCCCUGUUUUGCUCUCGGGAGAGCACUAGAGAAAACGUCGAGACAAAGAGAUUGAACUUCAUAGACCCUCAAAAACCAACUGGUGUACCUACACAACCAAUGUCUCCAAGAAGCCUAGCUCCCCUUGUCAUACCACAACAAAACGGUGCUCUGCCACGUCUAGCUCAUCAGACAUCUCAUACCAAGCUCCGCUCUGGCACUAUCCCGCUCGACUCGAACACUCGACCCUCGAAGAUCGACGAGUCUCCAAGGAUCCGUACUCCAUUUACCCCUUUCACGCCAUAUACGCCUGCUUCCGCAUAUAUUACUACGCCCAAAUCUGCGGUGACGGCGUCGACCUUACCCACGCCCAUAUCUGGCCCUCUGGAGAAUCGGGAGUCUCCAAGGCCGUGGGAAAGGCCAAGCAACACCACACCAACGGGAACGCCCCCGCCGGGCAACUUGGAUCCUAUCACUACACCGAGAGCAGAGGCUGACGUACCGAGAAGUGCCACAGCCAUGUCUCAUAGAACAGAUGCCGACCAUCCCUUACGAGCACAUGCAGUGAUGUCUCAUAGAAGAAACCAGUCUGAUACUGGGAGCAUUAUGGAGCGCGGACGCCCUCGCAAGAGGUGUGAUGGAACAGCUGUCGGUAUUCCUAUUCGUCGGACCCCGUCCAAGAGGAGUAAGAGCACCGAGCGUCGAGCAUUUGAGACCUUACCACAAGGAUGGAAACCCUAUGAGGCAACAAAGAUGAUGGACAAAGAAGAGGUUUCUUAUUUACAGAAGCAAGCUCUUGGCCAAGCGAUGAGGUUCGAAGUUUUGAAAAAGGAGCAGGUCGAGGGUCUUUCCAAGGAGCUUCGUCAUCUUGACGAACGAACAGAAUAUUUACGUCGAACGUACACUUCUCUGAGAGCAGGACGUCGCAACCUUCAUUCCCGCAUCUGUCAAUAUCUUCGUUCACCUCGCGUAGCCAAGUUUAGCUACGAGUCCAUUCUAAAGCAAGAAGAAGCUCUAGCGGAGUUGGAUGCCUCUAUUGAUGACUGGGUUGCCAAGCUUGAGCAGGCAGAGAAUCGUCGAACCCGCGUCAGGCAAAAGCUUCUUGAGCAUGUCGCUGCCGCCGCAACAUUGACCAUCCCUUCAUCCGAUGUCAAUGGCGCCAGCGAGUCAUUUCAUCAAGUCUUGGGUGUUCUGGCAUCCGCUGGCUCAGUGGAAGCAACGACGCCGCCACGAAGCCCUACAAAAGCAGAAACCCAGAUAUAUGCCCACUCCCCAUCACCGUCUCCCCAAAGAGUUGUAGCUCGUGUGCCAUCUGUCAUUCCUGAAGCGCCUGCAGAGGAGGCAGCCAUUGGCCUGGGUCUAGAUGACAAGGCUUCCGAGCAAGCAACACUUGCUCGAAUGGAGAGUAUCCGUAUCUAUGCCGAUAGCGAUGUCUACGCACUGCUCGCUGACGUUGAGACGGAAUUCACUAAGCUCAGUGGAGUGGGGCGACAAAGCCCUGAGCCUUCGAUGACCGAGGUUCAGGAAGACGAGCAUAAGGAUCUACACCGUGCACAAAGCCGUGAGAUUUUGAAUGGCACUACAUGUCUAAAGACGGACAAAACAUCGCCCCUGUCUCCUCCAGCCCCGACUCCUCCGAUAAAAGACAGUUCAAGUGGCGAAGGCAUCUUGUUGACUUCUGCUGUUUUUCAACCCAAUGCUAUACGAGCCCCUUAA
This is a messenger RNA of Truncatella angustata, 2178 nucleotides long. Its product is annotated as Up-regulated during septation-domain-containing protein. The transcript is spliced from 3 exons. NCBI's taxonomy places the organism in Eukaryota, Fungi, Ascomycota, Sordariomycetes, Amphisphaeriales, Sporocadaceae. Bases 1 to 2178 code for a protein of 725 amino acids. The record is from RefSeq and is a predicted model, not a curated record.